AUGCGCUUCCAGACUGUUGUUCUAAUCGUGUUCGGAAUACUGGCCGUGGCCUUGUCUUCGCCAGUUCCUGGAUACCAUGGUUCGCACCACGUUCGUAUCCACGUACCUUAUCACGUGCACACGGUCCAUCAUCAUCACGUGAAGAAGGUAGCGGUACCCAUAGUGGAGAAGGUGCCAGUCCCUGUUCCGGUUCCCAUCCACCAUGUGGAAAAGGUGGCUGUUCCAGUGCCAGUACAUCACGUCGAGAAGGUGCACGUUCCUGUUCCGGUUGUCGAGAAGGUUCCUGUACCUAUCCCCGUCCACGAGGAAAAGAAAUGGUGGUAA
Molecule: messenger RNA, 324 nt
Organism: Apis laboriosa (Himalayan honeybee)
Lineage: Eukaryota; Metazoa; Arthropoda; Insecta; Hymenoptera; Apidae
Exons: 3
Coding region: 1-324 (107 amino acids)
Source: RefSeq, a predicted model, not a curated record